AUGUCCACCGCUGUUACUGGAAGAGAAAGCAGCAGAGGUAAUUAUUACGUCAUAGACAAGUCAUUGAUGGACAUUUUGAGGAAAGUACUAGUAUGUGGAGUAACCCCACCGGUGUGCGCUUUUGGAAUCGUGGGUAAUAUCUUGGCUCUAAUUAUUCUGGUCCGCAGCAAACCAAUUCGAUCCACUACAAUCGUACUCAUCGCCAUCGCCAUCGCCGAUCUUGCGUACAUAGCAUCGACAAUCGUCAACGUUACCAGCUUAACUGUAAGAAUGUUUGAUCCAGAGAACGCGUACAAAGUAACACUGAAAAUUAUAAUUCCAUUCUCAGUAUAUCUCAGUCCACUUCCGGGCAGGAUUUCUAACUGGCUUGUUGCUCUCAUUUCCAUGGAACGUCUGGUUGCUGUUACGAAACCUUUAAAAGUAAAACAAAUAUGUACAAAGAAGAUGAUGCUUGCUUUGUCCAUUGUCCUCCCCUUGUCUGUUGCCGUUCUCACCGGCCCUAAGCUUUGGUUGUAUGAAGUUAAAGAAGUAACUCUUCCUGACGGUAAUGUGACGAAAAAAAUUGCCCUUGGUUUCAUUGGUCGACAGAAGAAACUGUGGGAAGUGUAUUAUAUUGUUUCUGAAACUCUAUUGCGAUUUGUACCUAUGGGUAUGAUCAUCUUGUCCAAUAUUAUCAUUAUAUUUGUUACUUGUAUACAUGCGAAGUGGAGAAGGCAGAAACAGAACUACGCCGUGGGGAACCAAUCAUCUGGAGAUGAAAGACAGAUUACAAAGACACUGCUUACUGUAACUUGUGUCUUCGUCGUCUGCUUGAUGCCAUCAACUAUUUCACGCUUAAUGGUUCUCUUUGACCCCAACAGCUCUUACUACAGAUACAGUUCUAAUAUUUACAGUUUAUUGAGUUUAAUCGGGCUUACCAUGGAAGCCACUAACUCAUCUAUCAAUUUUGUUAUCUAUGUCACCAUGAACAGUGCAUAUCGUCGACAACUUUAUCUCAUAUGUGGCAAGGAAGUCAAAAAGAAACCUUUGCCUAUAACAGUCUGCAGUUCAGCUGCCACAUCCACCACCUCCGUCUGUAAAGGACAAAACUCGACUUCAGAGCUUUCUGUUACAGAUUCAAAGAGAGCAGUACACACAGGCGGAGUUCAUAUGUGA
Ylistrum balloti is the source of this 1155-nucleotide messenger RNA. Its product is annotated as thyrotropin-releasing hormone receptor-like. Bases 1 to 1155 code for a protein of 384 amino acids. The record is from RefSeq and is a predicted model, not a curated record. Gene Ontology annotation, molecular function: G protein-coupled receptor activity. Gene Ontology annotation, biological process: G protein-coupled receptor signaling pathway. Gene Ontology annotation, cellular component: membrane. The transcript has a single exon. NCBI's taxonomy places the organism in Eukaryota, Metazoa, Mollusca, Bivalvia, Pectinida, Pectinidae.